Messenger RNA from Sphenostylis stenocarpa, 1947 nucleotides. Lineage: Eukaryota; Viridiplantae; Streptophyta; Magnoliopsida; Fabales; Fabaceae. The record is from the annotation of a GenBank genome assembly.
AUGGGUAACGGGGAACCGUUGGAUUUGUAUAAACUUUUCAUGGUGGUGAAGAAGAAAGGUGGCUAUGAUGCUGUUUGUAAGAACAGUUUGUGGGAUUUGGUGGGGGAAGAAUAUGGGUUGGGGGUGAAGGUUGGUUCCUCUGUGAAACUUGUUUACAGCAAACACUUGAGUACUCUAGAGACAUGUUUGAAUGAUGUUGCUGGUCUUAAGUUUGUUGAGUGUGGAUUAGAAGAUGGUAGAGUUAAGUUUCACAAGCAUUUGACAGAGGCACACACUGAAUCCAUGGUAGAUGAUUCUGGCGAGGCAGGAGAUGAACUUGAUAGGAGGGAGUAUGGCUGUCCGGAUGGAAGGAAGUUGUAUGGUUAUAAUAGAGUCAAGAGUGUGAAAUCAGAUUUCAAUGGGGCUGAACAUGAGAGUGCAUAUGAAUAUCUAGAUGUGAGUAAAUCAUGUGGUAGUAAUAGUGUGAAGGAAAAAAAUUCAGAUUCUAACGGAGGUGAAUUUGAUAAUGUAUGUGACUAUCUGGAUGGGAGAAAUUCAUGUGGUACUAACAGGGGGAACAGGGUGAAAGUGGUGAAUCCCGAGUCUAAUGUGACCAAGAAAACUUGGAGUUCAGGAUUUGUUGAUUUGGACAUGCUAGACGAUCAUGAGACUGGUGAGCCUAUUACAGUAAAAUUUUGUGGCUUUAAUACUGAAAUGGAUAUACUAGAAGAGUUUGAUGAGAACAAAAUAUUAACUGUGGAUGCAUCUGAUGCAGAAAGUGACAUGCUUAGAUUGUCAGAUGGAAGCAAGAGCUGUGACGAUGAUAGUGAUGAAGUCUUGAUAUUGGAUCCUUCUUGUGUUGACAAAAAGAAAUUUGGUCGAAAGAGGAAGAGAGAGUCUACCUCAGAAAUGCUAACGUGGGUUACUACUAUUGCCAAAAAUCCUUGUCAUCCUGCAGUUGGUUCAAUUCCUGAAAAGUCCAGGUGGAAGUCCUACAGUAGUAAGGAGAUCUGGAAGCAGACUUUGUUGCUUCGCGAAGCUGUCUUUUUGAAGAAAGAUUUUGAGACAAUAAGUGAACAACUUACUUGGCAGAGUCAGAAAAUGCAUCCUUCCAUGUAUGAUGAUCGCAGUGGGACAAUGUACAAUUUUAGACAGAGGUUGAGAUGUGACAAAAGAAUUUUAUGGGGAAAAUCUACAUCAGAUGGAGUCUCCUCAUCUUCAUCUAGAGGAAGAACACAUAGAGGUUUGCUAAGAACCCAAAACAUUCGUGCUGAAGAUCGGGCAGCAGUCAAAAAUUUACUUGAGUCUGGUAUUACACUCUCAAGUGUUGAUAAAUGUGCUCGAGUGCACAUUCCUGUGGGACCAAACCAUCAAGCUGAAGUACCAAAAUGGACUGGUAUGACUUGUGAGAGUGAUUCUAAAUGGUUGGGGACCAAAAUAUGGCCUCCAAAGUUUGAAAUUUCCAAAUGGCGUAUUGUUGAAAGGGACCCUAUUGGAAAGGGAAGGCAAGAUUCAUGUGGCUGCCGUAUACAAGGUUCUGUUGAGUGUGUACGGUUUCAUGUUGCUGAGAAAAGGUGUAAAGUUAAGAUGGAACUGGGUGAGGCUUUUUACCAAUGGAAUUUAGAUAAGGUAGGUGAAGAAGUUAGGAGUUCUUGGACAGAGCAAGAUGAGAAAAAGUUCAAAGAUGUGGUUAAAUCAAAUCCUGCAUCACUUGAUAAACGCUUUUGGGAUCAUCUCUUUAAGACAUUUUCUAAGAAGAGUAGAGAAGAUUUGGUCAGCUACUAUUUCAAUGUCUUUCUUUUGCAGCGCAGAGCAUAUCAGAAUAGGCAUACACCAGAUAACAUUGACAGUGAUGAUGAUGAAUCAGAAUUCACACCAUUGAGGAAAGUGUUUGGACAUCAAGCAUCAAAGUCACAUAGCAUCACUUUGUUAUCCCCAAAAAAGUCCACUGGAAAAAUUUGUAAGUGA